Molecule: messenger RNA, 882 nt
Organism: Gossypium arboreum
Lineage: Eukaryota; Viridiplantae; Streptophyta; Magnoliopsida; Malvales; Malvaceae
Exons: 3
Coding region: 135-779 (214 amino acids)
Biological process (GO): thylakoid membrane organization
Cellular component (GO): chloroplast thylakoid membrane
Source: RefSeq, a predicted model, not a curated record
AAACCCAUUUUUCUUGCAAGAAAAUCUACUACAUUCUUCUGAUGACAAAGACAUAAAACGAAGUACAGAAAUAUCAAAUAUGGAAGCUGAAGUUUGACAACUGAGAAAGGAGGAGCAAGUUAGAGAGAGUAAGCAUGUGCGGUCUGGCUUCAGCUUCAAUCCCCACUUCUACUUUCCCCUCUUUUCAACAAUCUAAGAUUCAAACCAAGCCUUGUAUCAAUCCAUGUAACUCUCUUGUGCCUCCUCCUACUAAGCUAUGUUCCUCAGAUCUCUGUCUUACAAUUUUUAGCUUUGGUGGCCCCAGACUGAUUCACAGAAGUAGUGUUAUCUCCAGAAGUAGCACUGGGCGAGGUGGUGCUCCUGGUUCAGGUGAUAAUGAAAGCAGGAAUGUGCUGGAUGCUUUUUUCUUAGGGAAGGCUGUAGCCGAAGCAUUGAAUGAAAGAAUAGAGUCCACAAUUGGGGAGUUUUUGAGUGUUGUUGGAAGGUUGCAGGCUGAGCAACAAAAGCAAGUGCAGGAUUUCCAGGAAGAGGUAUUGGAAAGAGCAAAAAAAGCCAAAGAGCAAGCAGCACGCGAGGCAUUGGAGGCACAGGGGCUGAUUCCGAAAUCUACUUCCCUAAGUACUUCGAUGGGUAGUGGUGGCACUGCAAAUAAUGGGGCUGCAGCUAAAGCUUCGCCCUCAACUGCCAAUAACGGAGUUUCUACAACCCCAUCCUCCUAUAAUCCCGCCAACCCUGCUGCUGCUAAUACAGACCCUGGGCUUGAUACUAAAAAGGAAUAGUGCCAAAGUAUCUCUAUUUGUAUUUCACACUUUUCAUCUGAUACAGUACCAAAUAUAUAUAAUAUCCAGGGUGUUUAAUCCCCCAUGAUCCUUUUUGUUUGAA